AUGAAACAAAUUCGUUUAGAACUUUAUCAGCUUCCCAUAACAUUAACUUUAACAAUUGCCAAUGCUUAUAGAAAAAUGCUAUGCGUGAGUUUUUUUAUGCAGAGUCGAAAAGUAAGAAAUCAAGAAUUUCUAUCGCAAGUAGAGCUGCUUUAUAAUUUUCGGAGCGAGAAGAGUUUAUUAAAUUUGAGUUUAUUUCAUUUUGUCUCAAAAUGCAUGAAAUCAAAUAAUGUCAAACAAUUAAAGUCAGGCGAGAAAAGUUAA
Clunio marinus is the source of this 261-nucleotide messenger RNA. NCBI's taxonomy places the organism in Eukaryota, Metazoa, Arthropoda, Insecta, Diptera, Chironomidae. The record is from the annotation of a GenBank genome assembly.